AUCUCUCCAGCCCACGACCAGAUUCCACCCCCGUCUUUCGAUAAGGCCAAAGGUUACCCAGCAGUAUGGUUGCUGAGGCGGACACGGCAUCCCAGACCAGCGGCAUGCGCCUAAAGCAGGAGAUCUCCCUCCUCCACGGCGUCUGCCUCAUCGUGGGCAACAUGAUCGGGUCUGGCAUCUUUGUCUCGCCCAAGGGGGUCCUAGCUCACACAGGCUCGUUCGGCCUGUCAUUAAUAGUGUGGGCCAUCGGAGGAGUGUUUUCCGUGUUCGGCGCCUUAUGCUACGCUGAGCUGGGCACCACCAUCCGCAAGUCUGGAGCCUCCUAUGCCUACAUCUUGGAGUCCUUUGGAGGAUUCCUAGCUUUUAUUCGGUUAUGGACGUCACUGAUGAUUGUUGAGCCAGCCUGCCAGGCGGUGAUAGCCUUGACCUUCUCCAGCUACCUGGUCCAACCCUUCUACCCCACCUGCUCAGCCCCCUAUUAUGCCGUCCGCCUCAUCGCCGCUGCCAUUCUAUGUUUGCUGACCUGUGUGAACUGUAUGAAAGUGAAGUGGGGGGCCAUCCUUCAGGUCAUCUCCACAGUAGCAAAGGUCCUGGCUCUCAUCGUUAUCAUCAUUGCUGGCCUGGUCGUCCUGGGACGAGGCCACACACAAAACUUUGAGGACUCAUUUGAAGGGUCCAAGUGGGACCCAGGUAACUUGGCCCUGGCCCUCUACUCAGCCCUCUACUCCUACUCCGGCUGGGACACGCUCAACUUCAUCACAGAGGAAAUCAAGAACCCUGAACGGAAUCUGCCUUUGUCCAUUGCCAUUUCCAUGCCCAUCGUCACAGUGAUCUAUAUCCUGACAAACAUUGCCUACUACGUCGUCAUGAGCGCUGACACAAUCAUCCAAAGUGAGGCGGUGGCUGUGACGUUUGCGGAUGAGGUGCUGGGCUGGGCUCGUUGGCUGAUCCCCCUGUCUGUGGCCAUCUCCUGCUACGGAGGCCUCAACUCCUCCAUCAUCGCCGCCUCGAGGUUGUUCUUUGUUGGCUCCAGACAGGGCCACCUUCCCAACAUGCUGUGUAUGAUCCACAUCAAGCGCUACACACCCAUCCCUGCCCUGCUCUUCAAUGGUGGGAUGUCUCUUGUCUACCUGUGCGUCCAGGAUGUUUUCCAGCUGAUCAACUACUUCAGUUUCAACUACUGGUUGUUUAUCGGCCUAUCCAUUGCCAGCCAGAUCUACCUGCGCAUCAAGGCCCCUGACCUGCACCGGCCUGUUAAGCUGUCAUUGUUCUUCCCGGUGGUGUACUGCAUGUGCAGCGUGUUCUUAGUGGUGGUACCCCUCUUCAGCGACACCAUCAACUCCUUGGUGGGCAUCGCCGUGGCCUUGUCUGGGGCGCCUGUCUACUACAUAUGUGUCUACCUGCCCCCCACUUCCAGGCCUGCCCGCCUGAGCAAGAUGCUUGCCAAGCUCUCCCUGUACACCCAGAAGGUGUGCCUGUGCUGUGAGGCCUCCCCAGACAUCGACCUGGAUAACAUAGAUCCUGAAAAGAUAGAAUGAUGAAGGAAGAGAGGACUCUGGGUCGAUGUACUGGAAGAAACGACGGAUGUUUGAGAGGAAGA
Molecule: messenger RNA, 1600 nt
Organism: Lampris incognitus (smalleye Pacific opah)
Lineage: Eukaryota; Metazoa; Chordata; Actinopteri; Lampriformes; Lampridae
Product: Y+L amino acid transporter 2-like
Exons: 12
Coding region: 66-1538 (490 amino acids)
Biological process (GO): amino acid transmembrane transport
Cellular component (GO): membrane
Molecular function (GO): L-amino acid transmembrane transporter activity; basic amino acid transmembrane transporter activity
Source: RefSeq, a predicted model, not a curated record